CAUGUCCCAAUGCGCGGCAGACGCCUUGCUGGCCCGUUUACUAUGGGAACCAAGAGGAAAUUGCUGUUGGAAGCAUCCCGACCGAACGAGAGUACUCGCCGAUUCUGAUAGUUCAUCAGAAAUUGAUGAUCAGACGAAAGCGUGGGAAUCCGACCCGCCCUCACGGACACCACAUCUCGCCCACAAUGACACCAACAACCCGCCCGCCUAUAUCGAAUGUGGCAUUGGACAUCGGGUCCAGGCUAGUAGGUCAGUGCUGGCCCUUGUAGUUGAUGAGGAUUGCGUUUUUGCUGGCUUGCAGGGCGGCCAUAUCGUAGCGUGGUCUCUUGAAACUUAUGAUCUGGUUCUCUCGGUACAUGCUCACCAAGAGAGUGUGCUUGAUCUGUACCUAUCCGACGAUAGGGAUCUUCUCUUCUCCAGCGGCGGCGAUUCGGUCGUCAAUGUUUGGUCCACGAGGACCUUUGAACGACUUUAUUCUAUCCAUUCCCAUCAUGAUGUGGGUGAUUUGUUCGCUGUAGCAUACUCGUCGAGACUGAAGACUAUCUACAGCGGCGGACAAAACACGAGUAUCCAAUGGUGCAAUAUCUCCCAAACUGGUGCCGCAUAUACCCAACAGACUGCGGCCCAAUUGUCCAAACGCACCCAUCGGUUCUUUGACUCCCGGGGACCUGAUGGCUCUCGUGCUCCCCGGCCAAACGGAGAGGAUGGCCAUUCCAUCACGCACGGAGGCCAGGUUCUUACCUUCAGACGUGAUCAUCACAGGCUGUUUGCCCACCACGGGUAUAUUUACACCAUGACUCUUGUUCGAGGCCUGCUUGAGUCCUCGCCCAACGAUGAAGUCUUACUGACCGGAGCUGGUGAUGGCGUUGUCAAGCUCUGGCGGUUGGAGCAAGACAAAGCGGAUAUGGUGCCAACCCAGAUGGCAAAGCUCCAGAACGCUGAUCCGGUGCUCUCCGUUGCCGUCGACGGGUCAUUCCUCUACUGUGGGCUAGCUGGAGGCGCGCUAAACAUCUGGAAUUUGGAUUCCCAUCAAUUGGUGAAGCGUAUCACGGCACAUACAGGAGAUCUGUGGGCGGUAGAUAUCAUUCACGGCAUGGCAGUUUGUGGAGAUUCAAACGGAAUCGUCAAGAAAUUCAACUCGCGUUUUGAAGAAGUCGGCAGUUGGACCGCCCAUCAAGGCACUAUGCUAGCGUCCGCUGCUGGUAAAUACAAGGACCGCUACAUUUAUGUAUCUGGCGGAAAUGACAACACCCUCGGAAUCUGGGAUUUGAUGGAUGUGCACACUGCUGCGAAUGAGUUGCCUGCGAUCAACAACGAUGAAAUGGUCAGCUCUCUGGCCAAACUGGUUGCGUUUAAGACUAUAUCGGCUAGUCCUAAAUUUUCCGGCGAAUGCAACCAAGGCGCGGCAUUUCUUCGUCGACACUGUAUCUACCUAGGGGCCAAGACAAAGCUUCUAACUACCGGGGAAGACACAAAUCCGAUUGUGUUUGCUCGCUUUUGUGCAACAUCUCCCGAUAAAGUCGACAAGACCAUCCUGUUCUACGGUCAUUACGAUAUUGUCGGUGCAGACGGCAAUCAACAGAAGUGGAAGACUGAUCCUUAUCAAUUAGCUUCCAUAGAUGGGUUCUUGUACGGUCGUGGUGUCUCUGACAAUAAAGGUCCAAUCCUCGCCGCCCUAUACGCUGCGGCAGACCUAGCACGCCAGAAAACUCUUCGUUGUAACGUGGUUUUCCUGAUCGAGGGAGAGGAAGAAUCGGGCUCGCAGGGGUUCCACGAAACCGUCCGCAAGCACAAGCCCCAGAUUGGACCUGUUGACUGGAUUCUCCUGGCCAAUAGCUACUGGCUAGACGAUUACAACCCUUGUCUUACCUACGGUCUACGCGGUGUUGUGCAUGCGAAUCUGAUCGUCACCAGUGACCACCCAGACCUUCACAGUGGUAUUGACGGAAGUGCUCUGCUCGACGAACCGCUCAAGGACCUGACGAUGCUUCUGGGCAGCCUAGUAGGACCCAAGGGCAAAAUCAACCUUCCAGGUUUCCACGACCCAGUCCUCCCGCUAACCGACGCCGAGAGAGAGCGAUACAGUAUGAUCGCUGAAAUCCUCCUGCAACGACACCCCCAAAUUAAAGACUCUGAGGCCCUAAUCAACUCCUUGAUGCACCGAUGGCGCGAACCAUCGCUCACAAUCCACUCGGUGGAAGUUCCCGGAAACAGCAAAUCCACCACAACCACCAUCUCCCGCAAAGCCAAAGCUAGUCUUUCGAUCCGCGUCGUCCCCAACCAAGAAGCCGACGAUGUUGCAGCCGCCUUGACCCUGUACGCGCAAGAGCAAUUCGACCGUCUCGAAUCCCAAAACGACCUCACCGUCGAAAUCACAGGCACCUCGGAUCCCUGGCUCGGCGAUCCAGAUAACGAGAUGUUUGAGACCCUAUCCGAGGCCAUCACGGCCGCCUGGACUCCAGAUCAGCAAUGCCAGAAACACCAGUAUCCUCCUUUAGAGCGUCCCCUCACCGACCGCACACGCACCGCCAGCCCGCGAGGUACAAAAGACGGCCGCACCGGCGAACUCCGCCGUCCAGCCUCCGAGGAUAGUCUUGCCUCGCACAUCGACCGCAUCAUCAUGUCCACCACCACCUCGUCCGCCGGGAAAGCCGCAGCGCGCAAACGUUCCAAUCCCAGCAUGACGGUCCCCACCUCAUCCACACUCACCGGUCAAACAAUAAAGCGUCUCGCAGAGGACUCGACGAAUUCCUCGCCGCCCCCCGUCCCUGCUUCUUCUUCGACUCCCCUUUCUCCGUCUCCGUCUCCGUCUCCGUCUCUUUCUACGUCCGGGCCGGAAAAAGGCCGAGUUCGACCAAUUUUCAUUCGCGAGGGUGGCUCUAUUCCAACCAUCCGGUUCCUAGAGAAGGAGUUCUCGGCGCCAGCGGCCAAUCUGCCGUGCGGACAGGCUAGUGACAAUGCGCAUUUGUACAAUGAACGGUUGCGGGUGGAAAAUCUGUAUAAAAGCCGGGAGAUAUUUAGCUAUGUGUUUUCGCGAUUGCCAGAGAGAGUUUGAUUAGUGUAGCUACUCUAGUCGGGGUUUUUUUUUUUUUUUUUUUUUUUUAAAGAUAAC
This is a messenger RNA of Aspergillus ochraceoroseus IBT 24754, 3112 nucleotides long. RefSeq names its product glutamine amidotransferase subunit DUG2. Gene Ontology annotation, biological process: glutathione catabolic process; proteolysis. Lineage: Eukaryota; Fungi; Ascomycota; Eurotiomycetes; Eurotiales; Aspergillaceae. The transcript is spliced from 8 exons. The annotation marks the transcript as partial. The record is from RefSeq and is a predicted model, not a curated record. Gene Ontology annotation, molecular function: peptidase activity; protein binding.